Entrophospora sp. SA101 is the source of this 1052-nucleotide messenger RNA. The record is from the annotation of a GenBank genome assembly. Lineage: Eukaryota; Fungi; Glomeromycota; Glomeromycetes; Entrophosporales; Entrophosporaceae.
ACAAUCACAAGUCAACAACAGUUAAAAACAACUUUUCUGAUGACAUAGAAGAUUCAGAAGCAAAAAAGAUAUACAAAGAGCAAAAACAAAAGGUUGAAGAAAUAUCAGUUCAAUUCAAAUCAAUAAAACAAGGUUUAUAUGAAGCAAGAAUGGCAGAUAUUGUUGAAGAGAAUAAAUCUAUCAUGCAAGGAUGUCACCCUAAGCUUGCUCAAAGGUUAGAAGAAAUUGAAGAAAAACAUCUUUUACUCUCACAAAAAGCAGAAGCUAGGAGAGAUUAUCAGAAAGAAGCAAUAGAAAUAGAGUUUGCUGCACGAGAGAAACAAAUAAGAGAUGAAUUUUUAAAUGAUCGCCGUAAUCUAAGGAAAGUUAUGAUAGAAGAACUUGAACUUAAAAGGAGUAAACUUAAGAAAGAAUAUGAUUUAUAUAAACAACCAGAGGAUCGUCUUAUAGAUUUGGUGGUAAAAGCAAUUAAUGAUCCAGCAUUGGAUGCACUUUCUAAAAUUAAAAGAGGUUAUCAAACAGAAAAGGCACGUAGUAUAAUGUCAGUUGUUCAGGCACGUUUGCCAGAUGGAGAACCACCUAUAUCAUCAUCAGUUGUAAUGAAUUUUAUAAUAAUUCCUCGAGUUCAUAUGUCGCAUCAAAAUUUUGAACGAUCAUGUACAGCUUUUGCAGGCGUAGGAACUUUUGCGCAUUCAGAAUGGCUGAGUUCAAAUGACUCAAAUAAUUUAGUUCAUUCAAUGGAAAUUCAAUACAUUUUGAACAAUGAACCUUCAACUGAUACAUAUUUUGUACUUGAAAAAGAACCUGAAGAAGAUAUUUUUACUAAUGGCUCUUCAAUUGUAGCCAAAAUUUUGAAUAUAAGAAAAUCUCAUGAAGCCUAUUCACAUUCAAAACAUUCGCACAAAGUUUCAAAUAUAAUGAGAUUAGAUAAUGCACAUGAAAAUAUUAAUACUAAUACUGCAAAUCAAUUAAUCACACAAAUUACAAGUAAUGAUUCUGGACAAACUGUUAGAAGAAGAAUGACUAGGUGGCAAGGCAGAAAAUAUGUUUAG